Molecule: messenger RNA, 1390 nt
Organism: Formica exsecta
Lineage: Eukaryota; Metazoa; Arthropoda; Insecta; Hymenoptera; Formicidae
Product: replication factor C subunit 4
Exons: 6
Coding region: 210-1280 (356 amino acids)
Biological process (GO): DNA repair; DNA-templated DNA replication
Cellular component (GO): DNA replication factor C complex; nucleus
Molecular function (GO): ATP binding; ATP hydrolysis activity; DNA binding
Source: RefSeq, a predicted model, not a curated record
UGCCGGACAUCGUACGUUGUGAAUCUUGCAUAAUUAUUAUGGCUGCGUUCGAAAAUCAUUGCUUCUUUCGCCUUGAUCAAAUAUUACUCCAUUCCGAUGAGAUUUUUGAACGCAGUCUGCAAAGACCUGAAAUGUGAAAUGCAAAUGGUGACGAAUAGGCGGGAAAACGUAUAAAGAGCCGGGUGAGCGUAGCUACAUGAAUUAAAAUAAUGCACGCUUUCCUGAAGACUGGUAAACUAGGCGCCCCAACAGAUGUGAAGAAACCGUCAACUUCUCGCGCUAAGGAUGACAAGAAGGACUUGACACCAUGGGUGGAAAAAUACCGGCCGAGAAAUGUCGACGACAUCGUGGAACAGACGGAGGUGGUGAAUGUGAUAAGGCAAGCCAUGAAGCACGGAGACUUUCCUAACAUGCUGUUUUAUGGGCCACCUGGUACAGGGAAAACCAGCAUUAUCCAUGCGGCUGCAAGGCAGAUGUUUGGUAGCAUGUACAAGGAUAGGAUACUGGAACUAAACGCAUCUGAUGAUCGAGGCAUCCAGGUUGUGAGGGAGAAGAUUAAGUCCUUUGCACUGCGCAGGGCUAAUCCCAUCGGACCAGACGGGAAGAAAUGUCCACCAUUUAAAAUCAUCAUAUUGGACGAAGCGGACAGUAUGACCGGCGCCGCGCAAACAGCGCUUCGUAGAAUUAUGGAAAAAGAGGCUCAUAGCACGCGUUUUUGCCUGGUAUGCAAUUACCUGUCGCGAAUUAUCAAGCCGAUAGCGUCGCGCUGCACCAAAUUCCGGUUCAAGCCAUUGAGCGAUGAGAAGAGUAUCACCAGACUUGAAUAUAUAUGCAAUGAGGAAAAUCUGAAGGCUGAUAGAAGCGUUCUAGAGAAAAUCGUUGAAGCAUCGGGCGGCGAUUUGAGACAGGCUGUAAUGUGUCUGCAGUCGAUCACACGAUUGAAGGGCAAGGACUACGAGAUCACCGUGGACGAUGCUCUCGAUGUGAUCGGACUAAUUCCCGAUGAUAAAAUUGAUACACUAUGGGAGACCUGUAAAAAAGGGAGUUAUAAUAAUGUCGAAAAGUUGCUCGAAGAGUUGCUGCUGGAAGGAUAUCCGGGUUCACAGGUAAUUGAACAAUUAAACGAGAAAGUAGUUUUCUCUGAUGAACUUACUGACAAGCAGAAAGUGAUAAUUGGCGAUAUGCUCGGGGAAUGCGAUUAUAAAUUAACGGAAGGAAGUGACGAAUAUCUGCAGCUUUUAAGUAUAUUUUCUACCAUCUUAGCAGCGUGGAAGUUAUAAAAAAGUUAUAAAAAUAUGCUUCUAUAUGUAAAAACAUUUAUAUUUAUAUUUAUAGAUGUAUUGUGUAAGUAGAGAGCUUUUAUAUAUAUUUUUAAAAAAAUUGUUCACAC